This is a messenger RNA of Synchiropus splendidus (mandarinfish), 2012 nucleotides long. RefSeq names its product mab-21-like 1 (gene mab21l1). The record is from RefSeq and is a predicted model, not a curated record. Bases 318 to 1397 code for a protein of 359 amino acids. Lineage: Eukaryota; Metazoa; Chordata; Actinopteri; Syngnathiformes; Callionymidae. The transcript has a single exon.
GGGAGAGUGGCGGGGUAAAACAGCGCGGCUACACCGUCUCACACACACACACAAACACACUCCACGCUGCGCAAUUACGCGGACUUUUCCUGACCGUUUCAAGGAUUUUUCAACAGAAAGCUCAAAUGCAGCUGCAAAGAGAGUCGACGCUGUGACAUGACCGCGGUGCUCUGAGCACGUCUCACGCUAUUUUACCCCCUUUUUUCUGUCUAGAUCGUUCUCUUUCUUCUCUAAAAUUGGCUCCCGUACAAACAGCCGCGUUGGAUCCGUCGGCGUACUGCGAGACUCCGGUCUACAAUCCGGAUCUCUGCCCGAACAUGAUCGCCGCCCAGGCUAAGCUGGUCUACCACCUCAACAAAUACUACAACGAGAAAUGCCAGUCUCGGAAGGCGGCCAUCUCCAAGACCAUCCGGGAGGUGUGCAAGGUGGUGUCGGACGUCCUGAAGGAGGUGGAGGUCCAGGAGCCGCGCUUCAUCAGCUCCCUCAGCGAGAUGGACAACCGCUUCGAGGGGCUGGAGGUCAUCUCUCCCACCGAGUUCGAAGUGGUGCUCUACCUCAACCAGAUGGGCGUCUUCAACUUCGUGGAUGACGGCUCGCUGCCGGGCUGCGCCGUGCUGAAGCUCAGCGACGGCCGCAAACGGAGCAUGUCCCUGUGGGUCGAGUUCAUCACCGCCUCCGGGUACCUCUCCGCGCGCAAGAUCCGCUCCCGCUUCCAGACCCUGGUGGCGCAAGCGGUGGACAAGUGCAGCUACAGAGACGUGGUCAAGAUGGUGGCGGACACCAGCGAGGUCAAGCUGCGCAUCAGGGACAGAUACGUGGUGCAGAUCACCCCCGCCUUCAAGUGCACCGGGAUCUGGCCCCGGAGCGCGGCGCACUGGCCCCUGCCGCACAUCCCGUGGCCGGGGCCCAACCGGGUCGCGGAGGUCAAGGCGGAGGGAUUCAACCUUUUAUCCAAAGAGUGCUACUCGUUGAACGGGAAGCAGAGUUCGGCGGAGAGCGACGCCUGGGUGCUGCAGUUCGCCGAGGCCGAGAACCGACUGCUGCUGGGCGGCUGCAGGAAGAAGUGUCUCUCGGUGCUCAAGGCUUUGCGGGACCGGCACCUGGAGCUGCCGGGCCAGCCGCUCAACAACUACCACAUGAAGACUUUGGUUUCCUACGAGUGCGAGAAGCACCCGCGGGAGUCGGACUGGGACGAGAACUGCCUGGGAGACCGUCUGAACGGGAUUCUAUUGCAGCUGAUUUCCUGUUUGCAGUGCCGGAGGUGCCCGCACUACUUCCUCCCGAACCUUGACCUCUUCCAAGGAAAGCCCCACUCGGCGCUAGAGAACGCGGCCAAACAGACUUGGCGACUGGCGAGAGAAAUACUCACCAACCCCAAAAGCUUGGAGAAACUCUGAGAGGUAAAACAAGACCGCUCACAGGCCUAAACGGACACAAAUAUUCCCGACACAUUCUGUGAGUUUCCUCUGCUGUCUUUUCCUGUCCUUAUUUCUACGUUGACCUUCUCAUCAUUUGCACCUUUUACGCGCGUGUCAAUAUUUAAAUUAUUGGCUACCAUUAACCGACGUUAUUUUUUUAUUAUUAUCACCCCCCUAAAAAAAGAAUAAAACGCACUCAUCUGUACAUUUUUCUACUGUAAAUACAUUUGUGACUCCAGUGGUAUGAAAAUUGUGAAUGUUGUUCUGUGACACCUGUUCAAAUCUCAGCAUUUCUUUUAGCGACAGUUUUAUUUAUACAUCAGUGCUAGUCGAACCCUUUUUUUUAAAUGGGCGUUUUGGUGAUUUGUUUUUAUAAAAGAAACUACAUUCCAACGACUUUACUUGAAUUAUUAUUUAAAUUACUCGUGUUUUAGGCCAACAUGAUGAAAAAAAAUAACGUAUAUUAUAAAAUCUAUAUAUUACAGUUUUUAAUUGAGAAGAAAAAAUGCACUUGAAUACACUGGAUUAACAUCUGUGAUCUGUUUCUGUCUUUCAUCUAAUUUAAAGAGCUAAUAAAACGAGUUGUUAUAUAUA